This is a messenger RNA of Panicum hallii, 1736 nucleotides long. Its product is annotated as protein CbxX, chromosomal. Lineage: Eukaryota; Viridiplantae; Streptophyta; Magnoliopsida; Poales; Poaceae. Gene Ontology annotation, molecular function: protein binding; ATP hydrolysis activity; ATP binding. The record is from RefSeq and is a predicted model, not a curated record. The coding region runs from base 1 to 1458 and encodes 485 amino acids. The transcript is spliced from 7 exons.
AUGCCGGGGAGCCAGAAUGGGGUCCCGAGGCAGCGGCCGGCCAAGAUCGAGACCAUCCACGGCGUCGCGCGCGCCGGCGACCUCUCCGGCGUCCAGAGGAUGCUGCGGGAGAACCCUGCCCUCCUCAACGAUAAGAAUCCCGUAAUGUGUCAAACACCACUUCAUGUUGCUGCUGGCUACAACAAUACAGAAAUAGUCAAGUUCUUGCUUAACUGGCAAGGUACUGAAAUGGUUGAUCUGGAGGCAAAGAACAUGUAUGGUGAGACUCCUCUGCAUAUGGCAGUGAAAAAUAGUUGUUGUGAGUCAACAAAUCUACUUCUUGAACGUGGUGCACACAUAGAAGCCAAAGCCAACAACGGCAUGACACCAUUGCAUUUGGCUGUCUGGCACGCACUUCAAGCUGGAGAUUGCAGCACCGUCAGCGUGUUGCUCAGCUACAAUGCGGAUUGCUUUGCAAAAGAUGAUGAAGGCAAAAUGCCCUUAAAUCAUAUUCCAGGAGGAGAGGGUAGUGAGAAGUUGCUGAAGCUCCUCAGUCGUCAUAUGGAGGAGCAAAGAAAACGGAAAGCCCUCAUUUCAUGCCGCGAAGGGAAAGCAAUGUCAGAGUUUGAAGAGGCGAUAUCACAAAUUGUUGGACUGCAAGAGCUAAAAAUGCAAUUACGUCGAUGGGCAAGGGGAAUGCUUUUUGAUGAGAAGCGACGGGCUAUGGGCUUAGGGAUUGCUAGCAGAAGAGCUCCUCAUAUGGCAUUUCUUGGCAAUCCAGGAACUGGUAAAACUAUGGUUGCUCGAAUUCUUGGAAAGCUGCUUCAUAUGGUUGGAGUUCUCCCCACCGACAAAGUUACCGAAGUUCAGCGAACUGAUCUUGUUGGAGAAUUUGUGGGGCAUACUGGACCAAAGACUAGGAGGAAGUUACAGGAUGCUGAGGGAGGUAUUCUUUUCGUGGAUGAAGCUUACAGGUUGAUACCAAUGCAAAAAUCUGAUGACAAGGAUUAUGGUUUAGAAGCCUUGGAGGAGAUAAUGUCUGUAAUGGACAGUGGCAAGAUAGUUGUCAUAUUUGCUGGGUACUGUGAGCCAAUGAAGCGUGUCAUCGCCUCGAAUGAUGGCUUCUGUAGGAGAGUCACGAAAUUCUUCUAUUUCGAUGAUUUCAGCACGACAGAACUAGCAGAGAUCCUACAUAUGAAGAUGAAGAACCCCACUGAGAGCAGCUUACUUUAUGGGUUCAAGCUGCACCCAAGCUGCAGCAUUGAGGUCAUUGGAGAGCUGAUUGGCAGAGAGACCACCGAAGAGCGGCGGAAACAGAUGAAUGGAGGCCUUGUAGACACGCUGCUCAUCAAUGCCCGUGAGAACCUGGACCUACGCCUUGAUUUCAACUGCAUCGAUGCUGAUACAAUGAUCACAAUCACGUUGGAAGACCUGGAAGCAGGGCUUCAGCAGAUCUCCAGACAACAGCAGUUGCAGUGACUUGCAAAUUCGAUAUGUUUCUAUUGAAGAUCUCAGGCUAGUAUCCAAAAGAUUAUGUUAUUGUCUCCAAAAUUCUUCAACAUUUUUGGCUAUUCUUUCUGUUGUAUCUAUAAUCUAUUCAUUGCUAGAUUGGUGGCCUCCAGUAGCUGUGUAGCACUAAAUGCAUGUAGUUCUCUUAGUUCCUAUAUUAUUUCCUAGUGAGGAUAACCUGUGUAUAUACAUUCGUUGCCAAAUUGUUGCCUGUCUAGAGAAAAGUAAGACAAAACAUUUCUUCAGUA